UCCAAUAGGGCGGAGCUGGUCAUCUGAGCCGCUCAGCCAAUCAGGCGGGGGGACGGCCCUGGGGAUGGCCAGGCCCAUUAACCAAUCAAGAGCAGGUGCCCGCCCCGCCUGUCCCGGGACUGGCGGGGCCGGGGAGCCCAGUGCCCAAGUCGCCCCGGGGUGGCAGUUCCCGUUAACCUUAACCACAAAGUCAAGACGGCAGAGCGGGUGCCCCGGAGGCCUCCGCGGAUGGAGGGUGGCCUGGCUGGUGCGAGCACAGGAGAUGGGCCGGUGAUGAAGAUCAAGCAAGAGAAGCCCGAGUGGCUGCUGCAGACGCUGAUGCCGCAGGCCGUGCUCUCCGAGAAGGAUAAGGAAAACAUUUUCCAGCAGCAUCGGGGCCUCCCGCCAUGCCAGACCGUGGGGAAGCCUCGGGCCCUGGGGGGACAGGAGGAGCCUGGGGGUCCAAGAUGGGCCCCUCCCCCUGAGCAGGCCGGGGGGCUGGCGGGCCGGGCUCUCUCUGCCGGCGAGGGUCACUUCGUGUGCCUGGACUGCGGGAAGAGGUUCAGCUGGUGGUCGUCCCUGAAGAUCCACCAGCGCACCCACACCGGGGAGAAGCCGUACCUGUGCGGCAAGUGCGGCAAGAGCUUCAGCCAGAAGCCCAACCUGGCGCGCCACCAGCGCCACCACACGGGCGAGCGGCCCUUCUGCUGCCCCGAGUGCGCGAGGCGCUUUAGCCAGAAGCAGCACCUGCUCAAGCACCAGAAGACCCACGCGCGGCCCGCCACCCACUCGUGCCCCGAGUGCGCGCGCUGCUUCCGCCACCAGGUGGGCCUCCGCAUCCACCAGCGCGCGCACGCCCGGGACCGCCUGGGCGCCCGCGCGGGGCUGCAGGAGUUGCUGCGGGACGCCGCCGCCGCCCGCAGGGGCUGUCGCCUGCGGCCCGGGCCGCCGCGGGGCCGCCCCGAGUGGGCCUGGCUGGGGCUCUGCCAGGGCUGGUGGCGCCAGGCGGGGGCCCGGGCCGCAGUCGCCGCCGCGGGGCCGGGCGAGCAGCGCCAGUUCAUCUGCAACGAGUGCGGCAAGAGCUUCACGUGGUGGUCGUCCCUGAACAUCCACCAGCGCAUCCACACGGGCGAGCGGCCCUACCCGUGCCCCGAGUGCGGCCGCCGCUUCAGCCAGAAGCCCAACCUGACGCGGCACCUGCGCAACCACACCGGCGAGCGGCCGCACCCCUGCCUGCACUGCGGCCGCAGCUUCCGCCAGAAGCAGCACCUGCUCAAGCACCAGCGCACGCACCUGCCCGGCGCCCAGGCGGCGCGCUGCCCCAGCUGCGGCCAGAGCUGCCCCAGCCGCGCGGCCCUGCGCCGGGCGGGCCUGGCCGGGCCGGGCGAGCCCCGCCAGUUCAUCUGCAACGAGUGCGGCAAGAGCUUCUCGUGGUGGUCGGCGCUCACCAUCCACCAGCGCAUCCACACGGGCGAGCGGCCCUACCCGUGCCCGGAGUGCGGCCGCCGCUUCAGCCAGAAGCCCAACCUGACGCGGCACCGGCGCAACCACACGGGCGAGCGGCCCUACCUGUGCGCCGCGUGCGGCCGCGGCUUCAGCCAGAAGCAGCACCUGCUCAAGCACCAGCGCGUGCACCGGGGGGCCCUGGCGCCCACCCCCAGCGCCAAGGACCAGGCGCUUUAGUGCGCCUCGGACCCAAGCGGACUCGGGGCGGGAGGGGAUGUCUGUGGGGGUGCGCGUGGCCAGGAAUGGUGGCUUCUACGACCCCAGGGGGUAAACCCCCGUCAAAAGGCGAUUUCCUCCAGGCUCCGAAAGCUAGAGAACAGAAUUCCAGUAGCAUCCCAAAGGGGACAGGUAGAGGUCCCAGUGUGGGCUCAGGGAGGACGUAAGACGAAGCAUUGCUCACUCAGGAGCCCGGAUGUGUCCGUCUGUCCCUCGGAGGUGGGAGGGAGGUGGGGAAUGGCCCAGGGCUGGACUGAUUGUCCCCUGCAGGCUGCCGGAUGGCCAGAGGCCAGUCUAGUGCGGGGAGUUUUAACAGACGCGCUGGUAUAGCAAGGACAGAAGCCAAGCAGUAGCGGCUGAGGAGGGUCAAGCACAGUCCCAAUGUCAAGGGCAGUGCCUGGCAUUUAAUGGCCAUUCAGUGCAUAUGUUUGGAAGGACUGAAUGGUUCUGCGGUCCUCCUCAACCCUGAGUGCCCCAAAGCCCAGGGUGCUGCCACAGCGGGCUGGACGUUGGGACUGGUAUGGGUGUGGUGGCCGGACUGGCACCAGAGGGGUGGGUGGCAGCUGAGGUUCAGUAGCUUGGGGAGGGGCCCACAGCAGGAAAAGAAGCCCUCGUGUGGCGCUCCCAGUGGCCGUCACUGACUUGGAUCCUUCUCAAUGUCAGUGUUGCAGAAGAGAAAAAAAUGAAGGAUGGACGGUCUCA
Panthera uncia (snow leopard) is the source of this 2403-nucleotide messenger RNA. It is a transcript of the gene ZNF775, whose product is annotated as zinc finger protein 775. The transcript is spliced from 4 exons. Bases 229 to 1662 code for a protein of 477 amino acids. NCBI's taxonomy places the organism in Eukaryota, Metazoa, Chordata, Mammalia, Carnivora, Felidae. The record is from RefSeq and is a predicted model, not a curated record.